Molecule: messenger RNA, 1446 nt
Organism: Paramecium tetraurelia
Lineage: Eukaryota; Ciliophora; Oligohymenophorea; Peniculida; Parameciidae
Exons: 3
Source: RefSeq, a predicted model, not a curated record
AUGUCUAAUAACCCAGAAGAAGAAUUACAAAGUUAAAUGUAAUAGAUCAUAGAAAAUGGGAUAUUAAAAAAUAUUGAAAACGUUUAGCUUAAGAAUAAAGUUCUUUAAAGUCUUUAGCUGAAACGAGUUUCAAAGUUAACAUUAAUUGGCAUAGACAUAAUCCUUGACUUAAAAUUUCGAGGUGGAGCUACACAACUAAAGGAUAAAUAUUCAAAAACAUACGUUAAGCUAUUCGCAUAAUUACCUUAACCAAAAGAUGAGAUCAUCAAUUAUAUUCUUUUCUUAAUAACCUAUAAUAUUCAUUGGUAUUUAUGGAAAGACGCAUAAUACAAGGAACAAGUGAACAUUAGAUUUGUAUAUGAUUGUUAUCAUAUUCUGAUAUUUUACUCCAAUGGAUUAUAUGUUUCGGAUGCAUAUAUAAGAGGAUAAAUAGAUAAAAUUUUCACAUCUAAAUUUUUAGAGUAUGAAAGAAUCUAAGAUCAGAUAAUAAUGUAAAAGAAGUUGGAAUAAAAGAGAAAGGCUCAGGAAAAAACAUUUUUAGGUAGGAAACUUAUGUUUCCUAAUUUAUCUGGAGAUGGAUUAACAUUUGCUAAACAUCUAAGUGAAAAAUUGAAGCCACAAAAAAUAUAACGAAAAGAUUCUACUAAAAUUGAAUAAUUUGAAGACCAGAAUGUGUAAGUAUCAGCGUAAACUAAAUAUUUACUUUCUCAUCUAUAGCUAAAUGUGAAUCAAGUUUCUCCCUCAGUAAAACUAGUAUUACAUAUGAACAAACCUCAAGUUCCAUUUUCAAGACCAAAGAUGCUCUAGCAUAAUUUUGAAAAGUCAGAUGAAAAACUUAAAUUUGUUGGAUUGCUUAACAAUCAACCUUAAGUCUAAAAAAAAUAAGACAUCAAAUAUACUUAGAAUAUCUUAGACAAGUUUAAUUUGAGAGCUCCUCCAAAGGAGUAUUAUUAAAAAUUUGCAAAGGUAGAUCCUUUAUUUAAAGAAAUGUUGGAAUUGAAUUAUGUACUUAACAACCAUUAAGAGAGUCUUCAUGAUUUAUAUUAAUUCAAGGAGUUGGGACAAUAUGAAGUUUAGAUGCCUUUAUCUGAAGAGUCUCCAUCAGAUCAAUAAAUUCAAAAUAAGUCAUAAUUUGAUAUUCCUGAUGAGGGACUCAAUACUUAGCCUCCCUAGACAGAAUAACCCCAAAUAACUUUACCACAAGUUUAAGGAGAAUAAAAUUUUAAAGUUUCAGAAUCAUUAAAUUUACUUGAUCAGAGAUUUUAGUAGUAAUAGAAAUAAACUGUUCCUCUUUAUUAGUCUAAAUAGAAGGAAUAUAAACAAAAAUAUGACAGAUUUAUAUAGUCUGAAAGCACAGAUAAUAAAAUAAAUAGCAUUUAUGUUGAUCUUCAAAAGAAGUAACAUGUUUUAAUGAGUCAUCACCAUAAGAGUUCUAGAAGAAAAUGA